Heterotrigona itama is the source of this 1145-nucleotide messenger RNA. The record is from the annotation of a GenBank genome assembly. NCBI's taxonomy places the organism in Eukaryota, Metazoa, Arthropoda, Insecta, Hymenoptera, Apidae.
GUGGAAACUUGCAAUAUCUACGUACGUGAAGAAUAGGUUGGUUUGCUUUUGUGUUGAACGAUCAGCUGUGUUUUGAAAACGUUUAAAACGUAUUAAAAUAUUAUAAACGUAUAAAAAUAUUGCUUUUGCGUCGAAAUAUUGAGAGAAAUGACUACGGCCGCGAGACCGACGUUUGAACCGGCUAGAGGAGGACAAGGACGUGGCGAGAAGGAUUUAAGUGCAAUUUCAAAACAAUAUAGCAGCAGAGAUUUACCAUCUCAUACAAAAUUAAAAUACAGAGAACAUGGACAAGGGACGAUAGAGGAAUUGCGAAACCGUGAUUUCCGCAAAGAAUUAGAAGAACGUGAACGUGAACGUGAGAGGGAAAAGGAUAAAAGUUCGAAUCGUCGUAUGAUAGAAGCACCUCGAGAGACUUCUGCAACAAGCAUUGCCAAAAGGCAAAAAAUUGAUCAAGUACCUACGGCAAGUUUAGAUGCGGAUGAUCCUCUCGAUGAUGACGAUUCAGAGUCAGAAAGUGACGAAGAUGAUACUGCUGCCCUUUUAGCUGAAUUGCAACGUAUUAAAAAGGAAAGAGCUGCAGAACAAGCUAAAAAGGUGAAGUUUCUGCAUAUAUUUAAUCUUAUGUUUUUUGAAAACUUUUAUUGUUCUGUUUUCUUCGUGUUCAAGGAAAUGGAGAAGAGGCAGGAGGAGGAAAGAAUAAGAAUGGAAAACAUUCUUUCUGGAAAUCCUUUACUAAGUUAUUCCUCUCAAAGUGGAAGAACAGAUAUGAAAGUCAGACGGCGAUGGGACGACGAUGUGGUAUUCAAGAACUGUGCUCGCUCUGAACCAAAAAAGAAGCACGAUGUGUUUAUAAACGACUCGUUACGAAGUGAAUUUCAUCGUAAAUUUAUGGAAAAAUAUGUUAAGUGAACAAACUACCAUAAGAAGUAUUCUGUAAAUAGCUUUAAGUUAGUUAUCAUACUAUUUAUAAAUGUUUCGUACUGCAAUUAAUGAUGUCAAAAAGAAUUAUCCUUGCAAAUCUUACAAACAACUAAUUUCAUAAAUAUAUAUAUGUUAUUAAAUUGUACAUCUGAGCUUUCACGUAUGUAUUUAUAUACACUUGUGAAAUCCAUUGAAUUAAAGUACAAAAAGACUAAAAGCAACCG